AUGGAACACGAUCAGUCUCUUGUGAUCCUGCCACACUUUAAUGGAAAUAACUAUGCUUACUAUAAGGUUAGGAUGAAAGCCUUCUUGAAAUCCAUUGAUGAGAGAGUGUGGCUCUCUAUUGAGAAUGGUUGGGAAAGACCAACCACUGCUAUUGGUGAAUGGACUACUACGCAAAAGGAAGCAACAAGCUUCAAUAGUAAGGCUAUGAAUGCGAUAUUCAAUGCUGUUUCCAUGGAAGAGUUUAAGAGAAUCUCAAAUGUGGAGAUUGCUUACACUGUAUGGAACAUUUUGCAAACAAUGCAUGAAGUUUAUGAUCAACAUAAAAUUGUUAGGAAAAUUCUUAGAUCUUUGAUGGAGGAAUUUAGACCCAAAGUGACUGCCAUAACUGAAAGUAAAGAUGUUGAUUCUAUCCCUAUAGAUGAACUUGUAGGAUUUCUGCAGUUCUAUGAAUCUGACUUACCAAAGACUAAUAAAUCCAAAUCUAUGGCUUUAAAAAUUGCUGAUGAUGUUGAAGAUUGUGGGUUUGAUAAUAAACUCUCAUCUACUGAGAUUGCUUAUCUUGCCGAAAACUUUAGAAAUUUUCUGGGAAAUAAUAAUAGGAGGGCAAGAAAUAGAAACACUACUAAAAACAAUAAUGCUGAAAAAUCUAAAGAUAGAGUAGAUCAAUCUUCAAAUAAUUCUUUAAGACAACAAUGUUAUGGUUGUCAAGGUUAUGGUCAUAUGAAAUCUAAGUGUCCAACUUUCUUGAAGUCAAAAGGUAAGAUUAUGGUUGUUACUUUGAGUGAUGAUGAAGUUUCUGAUCAUGAGUUUGAAAAUGAUCAAGAAAGAAAUUUCAUGGCUUUCACUGCUACUGCAAUAGUAAGUGAAAUUGAGACUGUUGAUGAGAACCCUUCUGAUGGGGAACUCUUUGAGAAUGCAUAUUUGCAAGAAGCUUGUAACAAGCUUUGCAAGAUAGUAGCUAAAGAUGCUAUGAGUGUUGAAAUAGGUCUGAAAAAGAUAAACACUCUUGAACAAGAAAAGAAGAAUUUGCUGCUAAAGUUGUUUGAUGCUAAUGAACUCUUGAACUCUGUUAAGAUUGAGAACAUGUCGUUGGAAAAAGUUAAAAGUUUAGAAUUAGAAUUAUCAAUUGCUAGAGAUCAAAUAGAUAGAACUUCUACCUCUAAACUAGAUGAGAUGUUGCAUGUUCAAAAUUCUGUUUCUAAUAAGACUGGUCUAGGGUUUGUUGAGAAUGAUCUAUAA
Messenger RNA from Quercus robur (English oak), 1239 nucleotides. RefSeq lists its product as uncharacterized. The record is from RefSeq and is a predicted model, not a curated record. NCBI's taxonomy places the organism in Eukaryota, Viridiplantae, Streptophyta, Magnoliopsida, Fagales, Fagaceae. The transcript has 2 exons. Gene Ontology annotation, molecular function: zinc ion binding; nucleic acid binding. The coding region runs from base 1 to 1239 and encodes 412 amino acids.